GUGUUUCAGUCCACCGGAGGAAAAGUGUUGAUCCCAAGGACGUUCACUAGGAAAAGCUCGAGAAGCUCAAAACGAGGACAAACCGUGAUGAAUUCGAUCAGAGAUUAUUUUCCUCUCGUGCUUGUUCUGGUGGCGGUGGUGACGGACACAGGCGCUGAAGCCUCUGACUCUGAGGAUGAUCUUUCUUUCACCCCAGGGGGCCCUCUGGAGAGCAGGGCCAGCCUAUACCACACCAUCCAGGACACAGGCAGGAGGUUCCCCAUGGUCACCACUGCCCCACCUGUCCAUGUCCCAAACCACCAGCACCUCUACAGGAAUCUCCUCCAACACCCGGCCACGCCCAGGCCUCCCACUCAGCCGAAAUACUUCGAAGACAGUGGGGGAUCCAGCUCCCACCCCAGCGCUCAGCCCACAUUCCCCACCUCACCAACCAGGACUCCACUGGAUAACGGAGAUAAAAGGGCUUCACAUGAGAGCGCUGAAAGCUCCAACAUGCAAACAACCCUUGUAAUGCAUGCAUUAGCUCCCACUUCUCUUUCUAACAGCCCUGUUCCAGUCACCGGUGCAGUAUUAAAAGGUCCGGAACAUGCCGCCAUCAUCCCCUCUGCUGCUCCCGUGCUGAGGGAGAAAGAUGACGUGAGGCCAGGUCAGCCUGUCCUCAAGCAGAAUGUAGAACCCAGCAGCAAUGAAGAGGAGACAACCACCACCAUCACCACCACCACCACCAUCACCACAAUGCUGAGUCCAGUUCCUUGCCAUCUGAAUCUGACCAAGACUGAAGGAUACAUAGAGGCUCCUCCUCAGUCAAGCUCUGCUUUUCACUCCACCAUCGACUGCAGUUACCUCAUCACAGUCUACUUGGGCUAUGGAGUGGAGGUCCAGUUCAUGAAGGUGAAUCUAUCUGAGGGAGACAAGGUGGUGUUUGAAGAUGUGGGCCAUGGGGAGACCACCAUGCUGGCCAACGAGUCCAUUCUAAUGAGGGGGUUGGUAGUACGAAGCCACAGCAAUCAGAUCUCUAUCCGCUUCCACAGCCAGAGGUCUCAGAUUGGAUCAGUCCUGCUCAGAUACCAAGUCUUUGCUUUGAGCUGUGUCUUCCCCCUUCGGCCUCUCUACGGUGAUGUAUCAGUGAGCAGUCUCCAUGCUGGAGGAGAGGCUUUCUUUUCCUGCCUCACUGGGUACCAGCUGCAAGGCCCCAGUGUGCUGACCUGCCACAAUGCCAGCAUCCCCUACUGGAGUGGAAAGGAACCACACUGCCUUGCUGUAUGUGGUGGUUUGAUCAGAAACGUAACAGUCGGCCGGAUCGUCUCCCCUGGUUUUCCCAGCAACUACAGCAACAACCUGACCUGCCACUGGCUGCUGGAGGCCCCGGAGGGCCAGAGACUACAUAUCCACUUUGAGAAGGUAGCACUGGCUGAGGAUGAUGAUCGGCUGCUGAUCAAGAAUGGUAACAGCAUAGAUGCAGCUGCCCUGUAUGAUUCAUAUGAGGUGGAGUAUCUGCCCAAUGAAGGGCUACUCAGCACAUCCAGGCAUCUCUUCAUUGAGCUGACCACAGAUGCUACAGGCACAUCCACUGGCAUUGCUGUCAGGUACCAAGCCUUUGCAGCGGGCCACUGCUACCAACCUUUUGUGAAAUACGGUAACCUGACCAGUAGCGACAACACUUGGGCAGUGGGAACUGUCGUGGAGUUUACCUGUGACCCUGGCUACACUCUGGAGCAGGGACCUGUAACCAUUGAAUGCAUCAUCUCCAACAAUCCCCAGUGGAACGAGACUGAGCCUGCCUGCAGAGCUGUUUGUAGUGGCGAGAUCACAGAUUCUGCUGGAGUGGUGCUGUCUCCUAACUGGCCUGAAGCCUACGAUAAGGGCCAGGACUGCAUCUGGGGAAUUCACGUUGAGGAGGACAAGAGGAUAAUGCUGGACAUUCAGGUGUUGAACAUUGGAAAGAAUGACCUAGUGACAUUUUACGAUGGAGAUGACCUCGCAGCUAAAGUACUGGGUCAGUAUUGGGGAUUGAAGUCUCGAUUUAAGCUAUACACCUCCAACGCAGAUGUCACCAUCCAGUUCCAGUCUGACCCAGCCACCAACAUCUACGGCUAUGGCAACGGCUUCAUUGUCCGCUUCUUUGAAGUAGCUCGUAACGACACCUGCCCUGAGCUCCCAGAGAUCUCUAAUGGCUGGAAGAGUUCGUCUCACCCUGAGCUGGUUCAGGGCACUGUGGUGACCUACCAGUGUUACCCUGGCUAUCAGGUGGUGGGGGCAGAGCUGCUCAUGUGCCAGUGGGACCUCACCUGGAGUGGUGACCUACCAAGCUGUGAGAGAGUGGUGUCCUGUGCUGAUCCUGGAAUAGUGGAGCACAGCAGGCGGGUGCUGUCAGGUCCCCAUUUCACUGUGGGUUCAACCAUCCAAUACAUCUGUAGCAAGGGCUUCACUUUGUCUGGAAACAGCCUGCUGACCUGCUUCAACCGAGGAUCCUUGGGCCCCAAGUGGAACCAAAAGCUGCCUAGAUGCCUGUCUGAGACAUUCGAGCCCUGCAGUCAUCCAGGAAUCCCCACCUAUGGGAUCCCCAGCUCCGCCAAGCUCCACUUCCAGGCUGGAGAGACCCUGUACUACUCCUGUCUGAAUGGCCACCAGCUGCUGGGUGAGCCUGUUCUCCACUGUGUCCCUGGACACCCAUCUCAGUGGAGUGGACUGCCACCUGUCUGCAAAGCACAACCAGCGGAAUAUGAUGAGCACAGAUUUGAUGUAUCUACUGCAGACCUAAGAAUGGAGGGGGCCCAAGUAGCAUUUGCUGUCUUCAUACCCAUCAUCCUCCUCCUCAUCACCAUCAUUGGGAUCUACCUCUACUUCUCAAAGGUUCAGAGGAAGCCAUUACGGCUCUCCCUGUCCUCCAAUUCACCAUAUGAAAACAUCACUGGAGAGUCUACGUUUGACAGCUCUGUUUGUGAGACAACGGAAACCAGAGAAUACGAGGUUUCAAUCUGAAGACGCCAGUUUAUGUGUUUCACUAUGGACAGAUGAAAAGCCUGCUGGCCUUCUUAAGGUCUGUCACACUCACACUUUUGGUGACUCCCUUGGCGCCUCCACCCUGUUCUCUGUACAUUGAAUAUGAGCCUCCCUUUAUUUAUCCAGCAGAGGACACCACACCAGCGCUGGAAUGGCUGAGCCAAUGGAUUAUUUUUCUAGCUCUUCAACAGUAACGGUCCAGCAGCAGUUUGUACAGUUUUUAAUCUUGUGCUUGCAUCCUGAGGAUUUUCCCUGCAAAGUACCAUCAGAGAGCAGAGGAAAUCAAUGAGAAACUCAUGCCAUGAAGCACAUAUAACCACAGAUGUUACGUUGUCUUAUUAUGUAUAAUAUACAGUAUAUGUGUCCUGCCACCAUUUAAAAUUUAUUGGAAGUCUAUUAAGAGGAAGAUUUUACAAUUUACAGAAAAACAUUUGCUUUUAUCAGUGGCAUACUGAUAAAAGCAAAUGUUUUUUCUGUAAAUUGUAAAAUCGAAAAGCUUCUUUUUGAACUGAUGCAACCUGCUGAGAAAAGAAAUCAUAAUGUGCCUUAAAUAAAAGGCCCUUGAAGAAAUAUUUCUCUUUCUGAGAGUGAGAUGACAACAUUGAUAUCAGUCUUAUUUCUGUAUGUUUAGCACAGAGCAUGAUGCAAUUAGCCAAGCUUUGCAUGAAGACUGAAAAAGGGGGGCUGAACAGCUAUUCUGGCUCUGUCUAACACUCAAAACCCCACCAUUCCAUGCCUGUAAUUCUUACUGAAAAACAUAUUGGGUCUUAAUAAUAAUGAUAAUUUGUAUUUAAGCAGAAAAAUACAGAAGGAAGUUUUUGUGGUUUUAAGGAUGUAACUUUUUCUUGAAAAACACGAAAAUGUCAUGCAAGGGUGAAAUUUGCUAGGAUGCCCCAUAGUGCUUGAAAAACUUUAAAAUAAAAAGUAAUGCAGUGCUGCAACAACACACGUAGCCUUUACCUGGUAGAAAAGAUUAUAGAUACAAAUGAAAUAAAGCACUGCUUGGUUCAGGUAGCUAAUGAACAAGCUAGUUUGCUGGCAGUGGAAGGCUCACAGCAAUAAGUGGGAAGGAAAAAAGCCAAAAGUGCAUAAUUUAUUGGCUUCCAGUGAGCCUUAACUGGUACAUUUUUGUAGGCAUUUUUAUUUCCACUAAACAGAGGCAGGCUAGUAGUUUCCCCUGCUUCCAGUGUUUAUGCUAGGCUAGGUUAGGCUAACCGCACCCUGACUCCAGCCCUGUACACACAGUAAUCAAUGUUCCCAUUUCACUUUCAGAAAGACAGCAAAUAAGCAUAGCUUCCAGGAUGUUGAAAGUAGUGCUAGCAUAUAAAUAAAGAUUUUAGAUAUAAUGAUUAAACCUAUACACACAAUAAUACACAAACACUACCAGUUCCCAUAGGGAUUACUCAAGUUCUAAUUUAUGUUUUAAAUCAUAUGUAAUAUGCAGAAUUAAAGACAAAUACAUCUGAUUUCUAUUUUGUUUAUCUGCAUCAUUAGCAUUUAAACACAUUUAGUGCCCACUCAUGUUUUAUUCUUUCUAUGAAGCAAAAGCAAUGUGCACAACAACGUGCACUCCAAGGUAAGCUGUAAGCGGUUCACAUUGCCAUUACCUGUUUGGAGAUUGCAUCUAAGUUUAGACCAUCACUGUUGUUCAAACAUACAGUAUAUACUGAUGACCUUAUAUGUAAUGAUAAGGUGUAUCCAUGCAAGCCGGUGUAAUGACAAUGAUAAUAAUUAACCUAUUUUUGAUUCAUUGUACAUAAAGUACUGAUAAAGCAACUUCACAAACAUCUUCAAUAAAGCUUAUUGUUCAGAAAAAAAC
Molecule: messenger RNA, 4822 nt
Organism: Acanthopagrus latus (yellowfin seabream)
Lineage: Eukaryota; Metazoa; Chordata; Actinopteri; Spariformes; Sparidae
Gene: sez6b
Product: seizure related 6 homolog b
Exons: 17
Coding region: 88-2982 (964 amino acids)
Biological process (GO): regulation of dendrite development; synapse maturation
Cellular component (GO): neuronal cell body; dendritic shaft; dendritic spine
Source: RefSeq, a predicted model, not a curated record